AUGGCACAUCCCCCAAUGGACCAAAUGGACCAAGCCGACCACGCCCAGCUGGCGCUGACCUCGCACCCGGUCAUGUCGCCCGACUUCACGCUGCGGCCGGCGCGCGAGUCGGACAUUCCCGCGCUGAACGCCAUCCACGCGCACUACGUGCAGCACACGGUGGCCACGUUCACGACGACGCCGCUGCGCGACAUCGACUUCCUCGUCGCCUUCCGCACCGUGCGCGCCGCGAAGCUGCCCUACCUCGUCGCCGCCCACGCCUCCAACGCCCCCAUCGGCUACGUCUACGUCUCGCCCUUCCGCGGCGCCAAGCAGGCCUACCGCCAGACGGUCGAGUUCUCCAUCUUCUGCCACCCCGACCACAAAGGCAAGGGCAUCGGCUCGGCGCUGCUGGAGCGCCUCUUGGCCGUGCUGCGCAACCCCGAGGAGUGGGGCGAGGAGUGGAUCGGCGCCGUGUGGCGCGGGGAUGAGGGCAGGGUGCGGCAGGUGAUUGGAUGUAUGGCGCUGGAUGAGCAGGGCAGGAAAGGCGGGUGGGGACUGAAGGAGUUCUAUGAGGAUUUCGGAUUCAAGCAGUCCGGACACCUGAAGGGUGUGGGGAAGAAGUUCGACAGGUGGAUCGAUACGGUGUACAUGCAGCUGUCUUUAUGA
Molecule: messenger RNA, 648 nt
Organism: Lasiodiplodia theobromae
Lineage: Eukaryota; Fungi; Ascomycota; Dothideomycetes; Botryosphaeriales; Botryosphaeriaceae
Product: GNAT family N-acetyltransferase
Exons: 1
Coding region: 1-648 (215 amino acids)
Molecular function (GO): acyltransferase activity, transferring groups other than amino-acyl groups
Source: RefSeq, a predicted model, not a curated record